UGACGGUCGUUUGAGUGAGUUGCAGUUUAAUUUUGUCUGGGUUUACAAGAGCGUGAAAAUAAGGCGAGCGCUGUUCAGCAGGAAGUCAAGCUCUAUCAACGCAGUGCGCAUGUGCCGCAGCUCUCCACAAUCUAGGGAUGUGUUUCUCUUCAUAAAACGAUGAACAAACUCGUGGAUAGCUGUUAUAUGAAAGCACCCCCUCUGUCAAGUCUACUGUGAGUGUGAUGGCGACCACCGACGAGGUCACAGUGUCCAUGGGGGAGGUGGUAAUGGUAAAGGCUGAUGGAGAGGGUGACCCAGAUGACCCAAAUAAGACUCAGGUCAUCCUCCAGCUCCAACCAAUCACCACUGGAGAUGAAUCUGCUGAAACAGAUGCAGCUGUCAUGGCUGUUGAAGCACAUCCAGAACAAACUGAGGGAGAUGACGUAGAAAUCGGCUGUCCCAUAACAUGUGGCGACAGUAAAGCUGUGUUGCUAGUGAAGAAAUUUGUGUGCCCAGGAAUCAAUGUAAAAUGUGUGAAGUAUGAAGACCAGCUGAUCAGCCCCAAGCAGUUUGUGCACAUUUCUGGAAAAGCCACUCUGAAAGACUGGAAGAGAGCCAUCAGGAUGGGUGGAGUCAUGCUAAGAAAAAUGAUGGACUCAGGUCAGCUUGACUUCUACCAGCACAGCACACUGUGCACCAACACGUGUCGCAGCACCAAGUUUGAUCUUCUCAUCAACAAUACACGGUUCCCUCCAGAUGGCAGUGGACUUAGCACGCCUACAUCCUCUCAAGCUCAGGUGGUUCUGGGUAAUGGCGGGGCAGUGGGCGAGGACAGAGCAGAAGUUCUGAGUGGGAAGGUGGACUGGAGCGCAAGUUCACUGGACUCUGGAGACAAGAAGGAAUCCAAUGAGAUCUCAGAGGACACACUGAACUUCUGGAAGGGUAUUGCUGAUGUUGGUUUGCUUGGUGAAGUGGUGACCAACAUCAGCACUGAGCUGCUGGAGCUGCUGAACGGCGUGCAGCAGCUCAGAGAUCUGGCUGCCUUACAGGACACAGAUUCCUGUCUGGUAGAGGUGGCGGUGCUCAGUAACCUUGCCCAAGUGUUUGGCCUGCUGGACUCAGUCAAGAAGAUCCUUGAGAAGAGGAGGCAGCAGACGGAUCCCAGCCAGGAGCAGAUCCUCAGCACGCUCUCCAACCUGGAGGUGCAGUUGGAAGAGCAGAGGAAGCAGCAGCAGAUGCGAGCUCUUCUCUCCUGCCCGCAGCCUGCCAAAAACAAAACUCCCACCAAGCGUCAGACCAAGCGGCCUCGUCUCCAGAGGCCUGCCUCCACCACCACCCUCCUGACUUCCCCCGUGAACCAGCAGCCCCAGCAGUUCACUGUUCUUUCGCCCAUUUCGCUGACAUCUGUGGGUCAGCCGUUCACCGUGGCAGGCCUACCCAUUGCCUCUCUUGCCCAGUCCUCCAACACGGUCACUUUGCUUCCUGCCGGCUCGCAGCUUUUCACCCGCUAUAUGGUGGCUGGUGACGGAAAGGCGGACACCAUCACCUUGCACCCGUCCUCGGGCCUCACACUGGUGGGCACCACUGCUGUGCAGGACUCCAGCCAGCUGGGCACGAUGGUGAGCCCUGUAGAGCUGGUGCAGCUGAGCCAGCAGACCGGCAGUGCAGAGGUGGUGCCCAUAGAAGGCCAGGUGGUGGACGGCACCAUGCUGGUGCAGCAGGAGAUGAUGCAGGGCGAGGUGGAUGCUGGCCAGGAGCACACAGUCAUUGAGAUCAACCCGGCUCCAGUGGAGCAGGCGGUGGGGGUGAUGGAGCUGCAGCUGACCGGGGAGUCAGGCAGAGACGGGGCAGCCAUGGUUGUCCAGAGUGGGAUGGAGGUGACGAUGGCUGCAGAGGGGGAGGAGACGCAGUGCCAAAUGCAGGAGGGGCAGACUGAAGGGGUUCAGGGGCUGCAGCUGGAUGCCAGCGGACAGUUGUCAGGUGUACAGAUAGUGGUGAUAGGAGAAAAUACUCAGGAAGAAAACAAGGUGAAAUGAGACACACCUCCUAUUUUAUCCCACACAGCAGGUAUGAACUCGUACUGAGCUAUCACAGACUUGUGAAACUGUAAAUACACCAAAUUUCCAAAUCUACAGAAUGACUUGGCCUAAGACCAAGCACUAGGGUAGCCAUUUUUUCUUUUUUGUGUGUGUGUGUGCGUACGUGUGUGUGCGUGUGUGUGCGCGUGUGUAUGUACAUGCUCCUCUCAACUUCUUGUUGAUUUUUAUUGAAACAAAGAGGCAUCACAACAAAGAAUACAAUGUAUGCUCCUGUUUGUAUUUAAAGGAUAGUUCCGAUUUAUUAUAGCUUGGGUCCUAUUUUUCUGGUUUUGUUUCUGGCUUCAGUUGCGUCUGCAGUAUUUAACACUGUACUUUAACAAGUUAAAUGCUGAGAUCUGGACGUCACUUAAAAGAAGUCAGAACAGUCCAGUGAGUCAGAGAAAGGCUGCAAACAAAUCCUGAGGUUAACAAAAGAGUAAGGGACAAUAAACUGUAAAAUUGUUAUUGUUAUUAUUGUUAUUGUUAUAAACCCUGGGCCCUGAACUAGUCUACCAGCAUUUGCUGCAGGGUGCUGUGUUCAUGUUACUCUUGUAGUAACCAGCUAAUGUCUAAAAAGAAAACUAUGAAGCACUUAGUUAUAUUGGGUGGCAGCAAAAGUUAAACCAGGUUUGAUUUGUUUUGUUGAAGCCCUCUGACAGCAUCCCUGCUGCACCAGGUGGAUGGGCUCCUUCCCAUCAGUGAGAGGGCUGCAUUUUUCCCCCCAGUGGUAAAAUAAUUCAGAAAGCUGCCUUAGAGUGAAAUUUUUAUUUUGGUCAUGAUGUCAAUCAACGUCAGGUUCAGGACUCCUGGUUUAGAUAAUAGGCUAUACAUGUUUUAUUUAUAUUUAUUUUACAACUCGUGCGAUCAUCUCAGCACUCUUUCUUUCCAGGUCAGACUUAGUUGUAAACAUGUUUUGUUCCCGGAUCUCAGUAAUUACAUUGGUUGGUGUGGCGGUAUCAUUACUGAUGAAGACAAUGACCAAAACUAAGAAAAUGAGACCAAAGUUGUAAUAAAACAGAAUUAUCCUUUAAGCCUCCAUGAACAACCUGAGGAGAAUUCACUGUAACGAUGAAGUCUACAUGCAGGGCUUUAAUGGUGCUGAUGAUUCGUCAGUUCACAUCCUCUUAUACUGACUCAGUAGCAGCAGGCUGUAGCUUGCAGCCCUCUGCUGCUGAUCAGACUUAUUACCAGUUACAGUGUUGGUGUCACUUGAGGCUGGGAUUAAUUGCACUGUCUGUUGUGUUGUAGUGUCGCAUCCAAGCUGUAUUGUUUUUGCACUGUGUGACGUCCUUUUAGGACUGCAGGAAGAUGUUUGAAACGAUGCCUGUUUCUCUAAACAUUUCUUAAAACGUUGGCCAUACUGCUAGGUAUGCUGCCUGUCUCUGUGCAUAGUUAAACAGACUGAACUCCUUUCAUUGGCAUUGUAUUGCUUAUGCACUGUCAGUGCUUUCUUACUGCCUGAUUUCAUUCACAAAACUCUUUCCUUUUUCUCAGUAUCAUAGGUAGUUUGAGCUACUGGAUUGAUUGUUUAAGUUGAUAUAUAAAAGAACAUAUAUAUAUACUUAAUGUCAAAUGUGGUAUGCCUAUCUUUUACACUUGUAAAGUAGUGUCAUAUUUAUUAGUUUUCCAUCUGGCCUCUAUUUAAGGUGCAAACCUGGAUGAAUUUAUGCUCUUGGCUUUAGCUCACAUCAACAAAAACCUGUUGAAGAUUUGUGCAUUUCCAAUAAUUUAAUUUAACAAAUGAGGAUAUUUACAUACUGACUUUGUAAUGUGUUUUAAUAUCAGAUUAAAACUGAAAAAAGAA
Lates calcarifer (barramundi perch) is the source of this 3864-nucleotide messenger RNA. RefSeq names its product glucocorticoid modulatory element binding protein 1 (gene gmeb1). The transcript is spliced from 10 exons. Gene Ontology annotation, biological process: positive regulation of transcription by RNA polymerase II. Gene Ontology annotation, cellular component: nucleus. Gene Ontology annotation, molecular function: DNA-binding transcription activator activity, RNA polymerase II-specific; RNA polymerase II cis-regulatory region sequence-specific DNA binding. Bases 225 to 2018 code for a protein of 597 amino acids. The record is from RefSeq and is a predicted model, not a curated record. Lineage: Eukaryota; Metazoa; Chordata; Actinopteri; Centropomidae.